AUGAUUUAUGAUGGGCUUUAGUUAAAAUAAAGAUGUAUUGAGAGCUGAAAGAAAAGAUUUGUACCGAAAGAAAUUAUUCAAAGUUAGAGUACCACGAAUUGCGGCCAGAGUUACACAUAUGGGCUGUUUAUUUCUACAACGAGCUCUUAGAGUCGUCAAUGAGAGAAGUUGGGAUGCUCCUGUUCUAUUGGCGAAUUAACCCUCCAUUUGUAAUCAGACUAAAGGAGUGAUCUUAAUUUAAAACCAUUGUAUCCGCAUUCAGCUAAAAGAGGGAAAUGCGUGCGAUUGUUAGGAGAGACAUUCUGCAGAUUCAGGUUCGCAUGCUGUUAAUAGAGCAUGCCCUCGGUCCUCAAUCACGGACCUGCUUCGGUUUCUUCAACUUCCUCGAUGAAAUUUCAUCAAUUUUUUACGAGGUGCAAGACGUCUGCCCAUGAAUCUAGGCUGCCCAGAGCUCAUGAUCAAAAAUAGGCAUUUUCUAUGAUGCAUCGACUGGAUAACAAUGCCCAAUUCUAAGAGAAAAGUAUGCUGAGAAGAAUCAAUAAAACUGAGAAGAUUCAGACAGCACCCUGGCGAUGGCUUCCUGGUCGUCCUUACAGGAAGCGACGAUGGCGUUCUUCGCGCGGAGGAUUUCAUCAAAGGAUGCGCCCUCAGACACUCCCAGUAGCUUCAACGCGCUCUCCAGAGACAUCUCAUACGGCGUCGACGAGUCAUCGGCCCGAAACCCCGCUGAGGAAGUCACGAUUCGGCUCCCCGGAGAAGUCCUCGUCGGCGAUGGAAUGGUGGUGACGCCCCACCACCGCCUCCUCUUACCCACCGGCCCGGGCCAGCGAUCCGCGAGGCCGGCGAGCACAGACCUUGAGGAUGACGACGAUCCGGCGCAGGGGGCUGCCGCCGCGUUGGGGAGGAUGAUGGCGCGGUUUAACGCGAGAGCGGCUGCCAUUGCUUCCCUUCGCCGGCUCUCCCCCUCCUCUCCCUCUCAGUUACCUAUUUCGUUACUUGUCUGUUUUCUGUUUUUUAUAUGGAAGACGAGAUCUUUUAUGAAUGAAACCAAAAACGCCAAAAUAGGAAUAAGAGAGAGAGAGAGAGAGAGAGAGAGAGAGAGAGAGAGAGAGAGAGAGGAGUACCUGGUCAGCAACAAGCCAAGGAGCCGCCUCUGAAAACCAUUCCGGGCCGAGUCCAACGAUCGGCCCAGAAACAAAGCGGGCUCCUCCGCUGCUCUCAGCCACCGUAUCCUGGUCGGGCUCCUCCUCUCUCGAGCCGAGGAUCUUUCCCUGUCUAGUCGCGCUCAGCGGAAGGUCGUCGUGGUCGGUUCCGGCUGGGCUGACCUUGCCUCUGCACACCACCUCACCAAGCAAGCCCACAAUUGCUUGCUUCUCUCUUCGAUUUCUGUACUUUAUGAAGUUAUGACGCUAACCCAAGAGAAAGGAGUGGCUUCGUCUCUGUCUUGGGUGUUUCAGGGGUUUCGAUGUUACAGUUCCUGAUGCGGGGAGCUGCCCUGCUGAGGAAGUAGAAACAAGUGCUUAAUCUUUUACCUCAAAUGCGUCUAUGGUCGUCUAAGAACUAUCCUAUAAGAACUUGCAAUCUUAUAUGAGAGUUCUUGGCAUCUCCGUCUUUUCUUGCCAUUUUCAUGAAGCAUUUAUGCCGCCGUUUAUACCAGGCGCGAGAAGCUUGCUGAGUUGGUUCUAAUGCCCAUGAAACGCUUCGCCAAGGCGUGCAUCUUUUGGAUGAGACGACAAGUUAGUGCUCUUUAAACUUCCUCUAUUCAUAGGAAUUCGAUACUAUUCAAGAACCCACGACUGUCGCAUUUAAUAUCGAUGCCCAGCCUCUGUCUGACACUUUUCCACUCAAUAUCGGUUAUGGCUCUCGUUGCUUACACCAUCACAAGGGAGAAGGACGACGGGCUCCCAUGCAACACAACGCAUGGAGAGACACCUUACAUGGGAUCAUGCCUCCAGUGGAGGUAACGGUAGCCUCAAUGUACAUUUGUUCAAAGGAAACUAUGGACGCAGUGGGCACCUGUUCCUAACAGGAACUGUAUAGAUUUUCGGGAAAACUUUCUUCAAGGCGAAAAGAGCAAGCUGUAAUUUAAAUAACCUUCAAUUUUUUUGUUAAGGGAGUUACCUACCUUCCCAUAAGAACUUCUUCAGCGAUCAACAGUUCGAUACUAGUUUUCAAAGGAUGGCUAAUCACUUUGUGUAUAACACAGGCUUUUGGUAUCCCUAUAGCAACAUUUUUUCUCCUUUGUAGAAGAGCUUGGUAGCCAGCCACACACGAAGUGGGCUAAAUCGGAACAUUAUUCUCCAGAAGGAAAGAACGUUUGCUGCUUUUAUUGGGUCUAGUUUUUUCUAUUAAAUGCCCAAUUUCUUAUUCACCGCUGUAAAAACUAUGAUAAUUUCGGACUGGUCAGUAUACUUGUGGACAUCACUGAAAGGACAUAUGGUCUUCCACAGUUCGCGCUUCCAGUAUUUCAGGGUCUACCUCAACUUCCAGCGCCCUUCAGUGCAUUAUUGUACCCUCGAGUACAUGACAUCAUUCUCUUGCGCCAUUCUGAGGUGCUAGAGUUUUCUUAUCUUCCGACGAUAGUCAGAAGUUUUCUCUUCGGACGUAGUUUCCGCACCUUCCUUUGGUCAAUCGUCUGUCAGCAGUUCCUCUUAUUGGUCCGGGUAUCGACAUUCUUAGCAAUGUUUUGAUCACCUUAUUCCAAACAUGUAUAUUUUAUUCAAUAAAAACUUUAAUUUUCUUGAAGAAAAUGUUUUUGGCUGGUCUUGACGUGUUCUGUGCUUUGAAUGUGCGGCGAUUGACUUUGACAACACAGCAGUUUCUUGGGGGAAGUAUGAUUCAAGUGAGAGAUUGAACUAGGUGAAAAGAAGAUAGAUAAUUUUACUUAUCCUGACGACGAGCAUGAUUUAUAUCGCUGAUGAAGCAUUCUAAAAGAGAAAUCUUGCAAACCUUAAUCAGAAAUCUCAAAUGACAGUGACUAAGAGGUGGCUUUUUAAAGAGUUUGGCUGCUCCGGGGGUUUUUGGUCCGACGGUGCUGCUGGGAUUGUCCGCUCCUGCAGAGCAAUGCAGUGCACCUGCAACACUGGGAAUGCUUUAUUAUUGUGUAUUUGUUCAGGUUCGAUUUCUGGGCUUUCACGCAAAAUUUGUAUUGCAUUAACGUAAUCUAUCUGAAUUAUGGAAUAUAUUAUGGGAUAUUACUAAUUCUUGCAUCAUUUUCUUGUUGUUCCCUGGUUUCAAAAAAUACCAAAACUUUGAUGUAUCAUGGUGUCGGGGAUCUGUAAAAGAGAUGAUUUUUAUUCCAUGGGUGGAGCCUAUGAACUCGGAAGGACGUAAAUUUGAUGAAUUCCAGAGAAUAUGAAAACCACGGAUGCAUUUCUGGAGUGGUUUGUGGAGAGGAUGCUCAUGAAUUUGACGCCAUAGUAUUAGUUGCCGAUAUUCAUAAACUUCAUUCAAUUGUUACAAGCAGAUAAUGAUUGAUACAUCUGUCUGUAUAGAGAGAAUGAUAUCCCCUUGUCUUCGCUCGCCCUCUCCUCUGGUUAGACAUCCGUCAACCCAUCCCUAAUUUUGAUAAUCACUGUCAAUAUUAAGAAAUAUGUAGGUUUAACCUGCAUAGAAAGGAGGAAUUCCUAAUGCGAUGAAACUUUCUUCGCGUGAUGCAGUGUCUGUCAAGAUAUGGAUGGAUGGAAAGGUGGGUUUAGUCUCUUUCUUAUCUUUGUGCUGAUUGAGUAAUACUGGGCUUUGAUUUAGUCGGCAAAUCGUCUGUGUAUAAGUCCAUAUCUGAAAGGCUUGCAAUAUUUUCAGUGGCCAUUUGAGGAUUUAACGGCGGCAUGGACAUUCCUUGACUUGAAUGUCAUUUUCGAUGAAUAUCUGGAUGAAUCUUCAACAGUCUUAAAGGCUGAUUUUAUGAGUCGAUUGCGCUUUGUUACUUUAUCUUGUGAUGCCUAAAUCGCCAUACUUCACAACCGUUGCUCCUAAGAGAUGAGAAAAUCGUGAAGAACCUUUCCAACUGCUUCAAAGACUUAGAGGAGGCGAAGAAGUUUUUAGAUAUCCAGCUCUGUACCCCACUUAUUCCCAGGUGAUUCCUGAGGGCGCCGAGAAUAUGAUCUUGCCUUUUUUAUAGAUUAUUUAUGCUGUUGAAAUGAAAACUUUGUUGGAUAUAAAUUGCGAUUAGAUAUAGAAUGCAAAGCACUCACAAGUAGGCUAGAGAAGAAUGGGGAUGGACCAUUACUUCCUAGCUCAACGCUUUGACAGAAAAUUCUUGCCUUUAUGGAUUUUUCCUGCAAAGUUUGAGCAGGUUCUUAUCGACCAACCUUCCUAUUUUCUCUCUGAUCAUGAUGAGAUUGCUGCGCAUUCAUUAAAUCUUUUCUUCUUCUAGGCCGCAGCAGUCCAGUAGGUUAUUAUCCUAAAAUGGAUCCGGGAGCUUAAAUAAAGAAAAUCGUCAGUAGCCAUACACUAGAAGAAAUCAUAUUUAUUAUUCCUAUUUAUAGGAAUGUAGAGUUAAGGCUUCUUGAUCAUUGAGACCAUCUCUCUUUUUCCGUUUUAGGCUAUUUUAUCUCUACGAUCAUUAGUUAUUCGUCCACAAUGGAUGCCUGCCUUUUUCGUGAUUUCUCUCUCGAUGUAGAGCUAGCUUAUUUCUCUAUAAAAUACCACUAUUUCUCCCCUCCUUUGAUUAUAAAAUAUUCAAUUUUUUUGGUUUCAAUUUUUAUUUUUAUUUGACGCUAUGCACUCCCUCUUUUCCGAUUGUGGGUUAGAUUCAAUCAGAAUCUGAUGUUUACUUCCACGUAAACAUCAGAUAUACGAUGAGGAGAGCAACUUGAUUUGCAGACUUGUUCGUGGCUGGAGACUCGAUGAUGACCCGUACAAUCGAUCCUGCUCACAAGUGGAGUAUCAAGAUCUCCUGGCAGUCAGUCUUUUGCGUCCACUCCAGGGAGCCAUGCUUCUUCGGCAAUAGUCACUAUCGGAGGGCCUUGACGAGGAAAAGUUAGGUAUGGCUCCUGAAAAUCAGAAAUGGCUGAGGAUGCCUCUUUACGCCAUUACAGAAGGCCCUUGGUUCAGUAUCUUCCUCUUUAUGAGAUCAUGGGCAGAGAUCGUUCCACGAGAUUGUGAACGGCGUGGUAUGCUCCUUACCCAUCAUUAGAAGGCAUUCUGCGCAAUAUUUUUCUCAAUGGAGGAACAGGGAAUUGCUUCGCGGAAAGUGCGCCCAAUGACCGCCAUGGUGCACUUAAAAAGUUUGGCAGAAACGUAAUCUGAAAGUUCCAUCGCCCGCAUCUCAUUUCCACAGGACAAAGCUGUCAGUGGAGGGGACUCGAAGUUGCGCAGAUCGGUUCCUCGACCACCUCCGCGAGGGGAGCUUCGCCGUGGACGAGGGUGGGUAAGGCCCCCAUAGAAGCAAUGCGAGGCAACAACAUGACGAGGGCGCCGCAGCUCCCCUUGUUGAUUCGAGACGAAGAAUGGGCAUUCUGAGGAGUUUUUAGACGAAGAGCUGUGGGCUUCAAUGAUUGAAGUACACCGAUGACUGGACAGGCAUCGGGAGGAGGCCGACAGUACACCGCGACUGAAUGAUUAGUUCGUCAUCUGCCGUUCUAACAAGGCAUAAAGGGGGGGUCUUGAACUCCGGAACGGGCGAGCUCCGUGGUGGGAAGUGGCCAUUAUUGUAGACCCGAUCCCUAAUUAAGGUGGUGGGUGGGCGAGGAGCAGGAACAUACCAAAGAAGGGAAGGAUCAAUGAAUCCUACGUUUGAGGCCCACUCAUGGUGGCGAAGCUUAUUUAAAGCGUUGGCCGGAAGAGUUUGUUCCUUCGGUCAAUGUCUCAUACUGACUCAAAUCUGACGAUAACCAGCCACCGUGGAUGUGACAUUUGACUGGAAGAGCUCAUUUGAUAUUUGACAAAACCUGAUCUCAAGAGUUUUCAAACGCACCCUGUUUACCAUAUGAGAGAGAGAGAGAGAGAGAGAGAGAGAGAGAGAGAUGCUGGCCAGGGUGAUUUCCUUACUUACCAACGAUGCGACAAAAAGGCGACAUUUUUCGGAUCAAUUCCACUUUUGGUAAUUAAAUUAGCAGAAAAACUGGCCCAUAUCGUUGAAAAUAAUGCCCCACGCGGACGUCGUCGUGGGCGAACAUCAAUGUUAGGUUGACUAGGCCAAUACGGAACUCUUGCGCAAGCAAGGGUAUAUUCCACAGGACUCUCACGUUCACAUUCUAGAGAGAGGAAGGGAGAACCUGGUGAGAUCAAUUAUUUAUCCCUCUCUCUCUCUCUUCGCAUAUCACGUAUUUGAUGCGAAGAGAGAUGACGAUACUUCUAGGUGGGUGACUUCGCCCUCUCAGAAUCCAAUCGCAUUCUCUGUACUGAAGGGAGAAUGAAGUAUAAGUGGCGAUACUCAUUAUGGAAAAGAGAUCCGACAAGUCUCUGUAAGCUUUAAUCUAUUCCUGCAUAUCACGUAGAUUUCAGUUUCUUUCUGUUCAAAGCGAUUACUUAUUUUAUUAUGCAUUAUUCCCUACCUUAUUCUUCUACGCGUGAUAGUUAGCAAAUGACGCAUCGUGGGCACGGCGAUCUGCUAAGUUUAGUCGCAACACGUCAGAACUUUCCUGAUGAAAUGGGCUAUUUUUUUUGUCUAAACAUUUUUAAUGAGAUGGCAUUGUUUGAUCCAUGCAAACAAUGUGCAUUGAUUACCAGUCUAUCUAGAGAGAAUCACUUUCAGCGUGACUAAUGGCCUUCCAACCCUGUGAACAAGUUUACACAGUCUUGCAGAGCCCUCAGAGUAAGAGCUCUCUCUCUCUCUCUCUCUCUCUCUCUCUCUCUCUCUCUUGUUCUCUUUCUCUAUUUACCUAUCUUUCUGCCUAUGCAAGGAGUCGAAGCUUGCUGAUCGACAGUAGCUUAGGCAGGCCAUGUGGCAGUCGGACAGCUCACGUUGGGCUUCCACCGACCGGGAUGAGAGAGACCACCGGCGCAUAUAUAUGCGAGGCUCUCAGGAAGAGGAGAAGGCGGCAGCGGCAGAGUGGAUCCCCGGCAGGAGGUUGGUGGGCGAGUGGACGGCUCCAGCGGGGUAUGCCGGUGGCCGCCUACAAGUCAUGACGGCAUAACGGGCACGAACCAUGCCGGAUGAGCCAGUCAUCAAUGCACGGCAGAUGGAACAUGUGCCCGCAGUGGGGCAAGCAGCGCACUAUCUCUCCAGCUUGAAGGUCCUACAAGGAAGGGCGGACGCGUCGAUGUUAGGAGGCAUCGUGGAAGAAUAAUGGCCGUAGUAGCUGCGGCGGUGGCCGGAGCUCGCCUCACCUGCAGGCACACCGAGCAGCAGAGCUUCUCUCCCGAGGAAUCGGCGAGGUUCUCCACGGUGAGACGGAUCUUGGAGAUCCUCUCGACGGAGGCCCUCGCCAUGCCCUUCGUCCCUCCGGUCUCGAAGAUGUCCGUGGCCUCCCGGAAGGGCGUGUUCCUGGCGCUCAUCUGUGGAGACAAACCCAGUCAAUGGCGGAAGAUCCUCGGGAAAUCUAAUCGGAGUUUCGGUUUUUGUAUCUGGCCAUCUCGCCGUCGCGGCGAAGGUGUGUACCUGGCUUUGUACUGCGCUUUGCACUGCCGGGCCGACGUCUUCUCGGACCAGCCUCCCGCUGAACAGGCUUCCGAUGAUGUCGAUCUGCGACAGCAGCACGAUGGGGAAUUUCAGUGAAUGCCGAACUGAGCGGAACAAACUAUUAUUGUUGAUGAUAGUGGAGCUGGUGCAGCGGCGAGAGGAGGAGAGAGGACGGGCGUACCACGAAGAGGAUACUCCAGAUCCCCGACCCGUGGGAGCGCCAGAUGACCAGACACGACUCCACGACGUCCAUGGAGAAGACGGCGCCGGAUAUGGCACCGAUUCCCGCGCCGCAGAAGAAGCCGCUCUCCGUGGCGAGGCCCAUGAUGGCGCCUGUGAUGGCCCCUAUGAAGGAGCCCACUGCGGCAAGACACGGUAGAACACAGAGGACGACCUUCGUCAGCGGAGUUCCCCAAUCAAGUGUGAAGUAA
Messenger RNA from Spirodela intermedia, 7995 nucleotides. The record is from the annotation of a GenBank genome assembly. NCBI's taxonomy places the organism in Eukaryota, Viridiplantae, Streptophyta, Magnoliopsida, Alismatales, Araceae.